AUGGCCAGUGUCCAGGAAAAGGACAAGAUCUGUGCCAUCUUCAUCCAUGCCGGGGCGGGCUUUCAUAGUGUCGAAAAUGAGAGGAAGCACCUCAAGGCCUGUGAAAAUGCCGCCAAAGCUGCGAUGGCGUUCCUGAGAAAUGGCGGCACAGCCGUUGACGCUGUCGAAGUGGCCAUCAUGGUUCUUGAAGAUGCCCCGAUCACGAAUGCUGGAUAUGGCAGCAACUUGAACAUCAAGGGAGGUGUUGAAUGUGACGCCACCAUCGUCGACCACUGGGGCCGCAGCGGUGCCGUUGGAGCCGUCCCCAAUGUCAAGAAUCCAAUCAUGCUGGCCCGGAAGAUUUUAGAACAUGCCCAUAAGCCACUGGGCAUGCAGAGGGUGCCGCCCAAUUUCCUUGUUGGAGAGGGUGCCAAGGACUUUGCCUGGGAUCAUGGCCUGGUGAUCGUUCCGGACGAGGUCUUAAUCACGCCCGCAUCCAUGGAGCGGUGGAGGUCUUGGUGCAAGGACGUCGACCGUUUCGAGCGUCAACACCAAGAAACUCGCCCCGCCGAUCCCUGGCAUCGUCGUCCAGUGACUCCCAUUUCCACCCGCUUGGCACGCGCAUCUCUUCCCGCCCUGUCGAGUACAAUCGAGGCUGAUCUUGCCUCCACUCGUGAACUAGAGCCCGUGGCGGUAGAGAACGAAAGCCUGCAGAAUGACGGGCUUCUUGAUGGCCAGAAAACACUGGCGUCUCCGGAACAAAAGCUGCAAGAGGCAGAUGGGACAAUUCCUGUCGACCGAAGCCUAUCUGGGGGCCCUUCUUCGGGCUCUGGUGCGCAUGACCAUGUCACUGAGCCUGGAAAUGACAACAACGACGAGGACAUGGUCACAGACACCGUGGGAGCAAUUGCCAUCGAUCAAUGCGGAAAUAUCGCCGCUGGGUCCUCUUCGGGAGGCAUUGGAAUGAAGCACCAAGGUCGAAUAGGCCCUGCAGCACUGAUAGGCAUAGGGACGCACGUCUUCCCGGUGGACCCCAGAGACCAGGAGCACACUGCGGUUGCCGUGGUCACUUCGGGGACUGGAGAACACAUCGCCACAACACUGGCAGCCAGCACCUGCGCAUCCCGGAUUUACUACAGCCAGAAAAUGGGACAGACCGGCGGGCUCGAAUCUGUGACCGAAGAGGAAGCUAUCAGCGCAAUGAUCAAUGCAGAGUUUACAGGCCAUCCAGGUGUUAACAAGAGCCUCAUCUUUGGCGCCAUUGGUAUAAUGGCUGUCAAGAGCAACACGGACGGCAUUGCUCUCUACUUUGCGCACAACACCGACUCAUUUGCUCUGGCUUCCAUGUCCAGCAAGGAUGAAAAGCCUUCCUGCGUGAUGUCCCGGAACAGACAGAAAGGGCUCGUUGCUCAAGGAGGCACUAUGUAUCGACACAAGUAG
Messenger RNA from Penicillium riverlandense, 1419 nucleotides. RefSeq names its product threonine aspartase 1. Bases 1 to 1419 code for a protein of 472 amino acids. The transcript is spliced from 5 exons. Lineage: Eukaryota; Fungi; Ascomycota; Eurotiomycetes; Eurotiales; Aspergillaceae. Gene Ontology annotation, biological process: protein maturation. The record is from RefSeq and is a predicted model, not a curated record. Gene Ontology annotation, molecular function: threonine-type endopeptidase activity.